Molecule: messenger RNA, 2023 nt
Organism: Ananas comosus (pineapple)
Lineage: Eukaryota; Viridiplantae; Streptophyta; Magnoliopsida; Poales; Bromeliaceae
Product: aluminum-activated malate transporter 9-like
Exons: 6
Coding region: 292-1881 (529 amino acids)
Biological process (GO): malate transport
Cellular component (GO): plant-type vacuole membrane
Source: RefSeq, a predicted model, not a curated record
AGAUUCCAAUUCCCCAUCAACAUAAACAUAAUUGAGCUGAAGCAUCUUCCUCUCUAUCCAAUGUUUUCCUAAUCCUUCCUUCUAUUAUUGAAAAGUAUUAUUCUCGCAAAUACGAAAUAAUUAUACUCCCCCUACGCCAAAUUGCACCACCAUCUCACCCUCAAGGACCAUGCAUGACCUUAUAUAACUCUCAUCAUUCCCAACAAUCUCUUCGUCUCACAAAGAUCAUCAUCACCUGAAUUCUAAGCAAGCAAGCAUUGAUUUGCUCUUUGAUCAUCUAAGUACCAGAGAAUGAAUGGAAAGAAGGGUAGUAUACGAAUUGACUUCCACUUACCUCCGAAGGCUGUGGCGCCUGAAGUUGAGAAGAACGCUGAUGCUAAUAACAUAAUCGAGAGCUUGUCUCCAAGGAAAUGGAUAUGGGAUGUGUGGGAGUUCGCCAAGACGGACACCACGAGGGUGACCUUCUCUCUCAAGGUUGGGUUAGCCUGCCUCCUAGUAUCCCUGCUCAUACUCUUUCGUGCGCCUUACGAAGUGUUCGGGACUAACAUCAUCUGGUCCAUACUCACUGUCGCAGUUAUGUUCGAGUACACAGUUGGUGCUACAUUUAAUCGAGGAUUUAACCGGGCUCUUGGAAGCUUACUAGCCGGGAUUUUUGCAAUAGUAGUGAUACAAGUAGCAAUGUCCAGUGGCCACAUUGCAGAGCCCUAUGUCAUUGGCAUCAGCAUCUUCCUCGUUGGAGCUAUAACAUCCUUUAUGAAGCUGUGGCCAUCUCUGGUCCCCUACGAGUAUGGCUUCCGAGUAAUCCUCUUCACCUACUGCUUGAUCAUUGUGUCGGGCUAUCGUAUGGGAAAUCCUAUCAGGACUGCCAUGAACCGCCUCUACUCUAUUGCAAUUGGAGGGUUCGUCGCCGUCCUUGUGAACGUCUUCAUUUCGCCUAUAUGGGCAGGAGAACAACUACAUAGAGAGCUUGUCAAUAACGUCAACUCUGUAGCCGACUCCCUCGAAGAGUGUGUCAAGAAGUAUUUAAGUGAUGAUGGAUCAGAUCAUCCUGAGUUCUCAAAGACAGUGAUGGACGACUUUCCUGAUGAGCCAGCUUUUAGAAAGUGCCGAGCAACUUUAAAUUCAGCUGCAAAGCUUGACUCACUGGCCAAUUCAGCAAAAUGGGAGCCACCUCAUGGGAAAUUCAGGCAGUUCUUCUGCCCUUGGGCAGAGUAUGUCAAGGUCGGGGCCGUGCUUCGACACUGUGCUUAUGAGGUCAUGGCUCUGCAUGGUUGCCUUCAUUCAGAGAUUCAGGCACCAUACCACCUAAGGUGUGCAUUCCGGUCGGAGAUCCUAGAUGCCACGAACCAAGCAGCAGAGCUUUUGCGCAGCUUGAGCAAAGACAUAAAUAAUAUGAAAUGGAGCCUUCAAACUAGUCUACUGAAACACGUCCAUAGCUCAACUGAGCGUCUCCAACACUCUAUCGACAUGCAUUCCUACCUUCUCACCUCGAGUCAUGACCAAUACGAUACUUCAAACAAAUUACAAAGAAAACCAUCCAAAACAACCUCUUUUAACCUCAAGGACUUGACCGAUAACUUAGACGAGCCAGAAACUGGAAAAACUGAGACUAUGCAAGUUGAGUCUUAUCACGAAAGCAUGAAGAAGCAACAAAGAAGGCUACACUCAUGGCCGUCGAGGGAAGUGGACGACUUCGAAGAAGAAGGGAAAAUUGUUUCUGACCUAGUCCCCAGGAUGCGCGCACUUGAAAGCACCGCCGCAUUGUCACUCGCCACUUUCACCUCGCUACUUAUCGAAUUUGUGGCUCGGCUUGAUCAUUUGGUUGAGGCUGUCGAUAAGCUCGCUAAGAUGGCCAAAUUCAAGCAAGAGUAUACAAGCUAGAAUAGAAUAAAGGAUUAAGAUGCCUAAAAAGGAUCGAAGAAUGACAAGCUGAAGGGUUUUUCUCAUAUUUUCAUCCCUUGAUAUGUGUUGGCCCAUAUUUUCAUUUGGAGCAAUAAAGGUUUUCGUCCAUAGCUUACCUUCA